Racocetra fulgida is the source of this 246-nucleotide messenger RNA. The record is from the annotation of a GenBank genome assembly. NCBI's taxonomy places the organism in Eukaryota, Fungi, Glomeromycota, Glomeromycetes, Diversisporales, Gigasporaceae.
UUCCAAAUAUCGAAAAUAACGAUACAGCACAAUCUCAAAAAGGUCAAACAGAAUUGAUCAUUCUACUUAAAUUAGGAACCUUGUAUGAACCUUCCGCACGUCCUUCAGAUUUAGAAGUACAAUUGAAAUUAAGAGAACUUUAUGAACAGUUUCAGGAAAAUUCUCCUCAGAUACGUCCUAAGGAUCCUCAUUGUGAUAUUGAAAUCCCAGAUAUAGAAUUAACAGAAUCACAGAUUGAAAUGCCUU